Molecule: messenger RNA, 1470 nt
Organism: Rhineura floridana
Lineage: Eukaryota; Metazoa; Chordata; Lepidosauria; Squamata; Rhineuridae
Product: olfactory receptor 5AP2-like
Exons: 1
Coding region: 547-1455 (302 amino acids)
Biological process (GO): G protein-coupled receptor signaling pathway; sensory perception of smell
Cellular component (GO): membrane
Molecular function (GO): odorant binding; olfactory receptor activity; G protein-coupled receptor activity
Source: RefSeq, a predicted model, not a curated record
CCAAAGCUCCAGAUGACUGCACCCAAGGGUUUCAUGUAGAUGUUGAACAGCAUGGGGGACAGAGCUGACCCCUGCGGAACCUCAUACUGGAGAGUCCAGAGUGCCGAGCAAUGUUCCCCAAGCACCACUUUCUGGAGGCGACCUGCCACGUAGGAGCAGAACCACUACAAUGCAGUACCUCCCACUCCCAACUCAGCCAGUCUCCCCAGAAGGAUACCAUGGUUGAUGGUAUCAAAAGCCGCUGAGAGAUCAAGGAGAAUCAACAGAGUCACACUCCCCCUGUCUCUCUCCCGACAAAGGUCAUCAUACAGGGCGACCAAGGCUGUUUCCGUGCCAAAACCAGGCCUGAAACCUGACUGAAAUGGAUCCAGAUAAUCGGUCUCCUCCAAGAGUGUCUGGAGCUGGCCCGCAACCACUCGUUCAAGGACCUUGCCCAGGAAUGGAACACAUAAGUGUAGAAGCAACUGGGGUGAUUUGGAGUGGGGAAAAUAGAGGGGAAAAGGUUAAGUAGCUCCUUGCCAAUGGUCCGUUAAAUUUGUGGCCAUAAUGACUGAGUUCCUUUGUCUGGGAUUCACAGAUAACCAGAGUCUGCAGUAUGUUCUCUUCUUUGUGUUCCUAGUGAUAUAUUUGCUGAUCCUGAUGGGGAACAUUGGCAUGGUAACAUUAAUCUGGAUUGACUCCCGGCUUCACACUCCCAUGUAUUUUUUCCUGAGCAACCUGUCAGUCUUAGAUAUUGGUUACUCCAGUGUCAUCGCUCCCAGGACACUGAUGACCUUUGUAGAAGAAAGCAAAGCAAUCUCAUUCACUGGCUGUGCCCUGCAGUUUUUCUUUUUCUGCAUUGCCAUAUCCUGUGAAUGCUGCCUUCUGAGUGUGAUGGCGUACGACCGCUUCAUCGCUAUCUGCAACCCACUGUUGUAUACAGCUAUCAUGUCCAGAAAGCUCUGUAAUUUGCUUGUGGUGUCUUCAUAUCUAACAGGUUGUGUGAAUGCAGUGGUCCAGACUUCAUUUAUAUUUACUUUCUCCUUUUGUAGGUCCAACAUCAUCAACCAUUUUUCCUGUGAUGUGCCCCCUAUCCUAAAGCUCUUCUGCUCAGACACAGGAGUCACUGAUAUUAUUCAUUUCUCCUUUGCUACAGCAAUUGUAUCAAUAACUAUCCUGGCCAUACUGGUCUCUUACACAUACAUCCUUGUGGCCAUCCUUCGGAUCAACUCAGCCGAGGGCAGACAUAAAGCCUUCUCCACCUGUGUCUCCCACCUUACAGCAGUCACUGUUUUCUAUGGGACAGCCAUUUUCAUGUACCUACGGCCCAGUUCCAAAUAUUCCAUGGAACAGGACAAAAUCAUCUCUGUUUUUUACACCCUUGUAAUCCCUAUGUUGAAUCCACUCAUCUGUCAGCUCUUCACUGAGACAGCAGUGUCGGUGGGGGUGCAGGCAGGGCUGGAGAUUCCUUGGUAAUUGCCAGGCCGUAAG